AUUGAAAACACUGCCUCAUUGUUUGAUUCAAUCAAUGCAUCGUCUGUCAAUUUAGCACGAUCUUUAAGCUCAUCAUUGGAACAAGAUGAACUUCAAUUCGCAAAGAUUGAAUCCAAGGUGGCGUCUACAUUAUUUCUAGCAUUAUCAACAAUUCCUCACCUAUCACAGAUUUCAUUUAUCUCAUUAAACGGUUUGUUCUUCGGGUACUAUACAAGAGGCAAUCAACUAUUUGCAAUGUUUUCCAACUCUACGUUUUCUUCCACCGAAAAUGAUACAACAAAGUACCGUUGGUAUACUCAGGCUGUAAGUCGUGAGACUGGAAAACUAUAUGGUGAAUCAAUAAAGUUACCUCAUUCUGAUGUAAUCAAUUCAAGUUGGUAUCAAGAAGCAUUGAAUGGUACACAUGGCUAUGCUUCCAUAGGAUCCCAAUGGGAAAUUUCUCGAGAUUCUCUAUUUCUCAGUACCACGGGUAUGAAUGGAAAAGGGAUAGUGUCUUUAGGAUUUUCAAUGAAAUCAUUGUUUAAUUUCUUCACUGAAAUAGCCUUCUAUAAUGGAAGCUUAUAUCUUGGAACAAAAGAUGGGAAUGUACUCACUGGAGGGAUUCCAAAAACUCGUAUGAUCUUGAAUGGAAAUCAAGUUUCAUUUCAAUUACUAAGCCGUAAUGGCGAUCGAGUUGGAACUGUUGGAAAUGUAAAGUGUCGGGCCGAUGAUGGUACAUUUCGAGCCUCUACAUUAAGCAUAUGGGAGAAGAAGUAUGUGGUUAACUGUUCACCAGUUGAAAUUGCUGGAGUAAAAUUGGUAUAUGUGCUAGCUUUACCUGAAAACUCUGUGGCGGUUGUCAUUCACAAGAACAUAAAAUUCGCCUUCGUGAUACUCAUGCUUAUCUUUGUUGAUAUGGCAAUCAUCAUAUUCACUUCUGUGUCAUUGAAUGUUCGAGCUGCAAUACGAGAGAUGGAGUUAUGUAUUGUGCUGAUAAGGCAAAAGGAAUCGACUGAACAAGCAGAAAGGAAAAAUGUGAAUAAGAGUCUUGCAUUUGCUAGUGCUAGCCAUUUGAUAGAAAUAUGUAACUAUCAAGUUGUGCCUGGAUCAGAAUUGCAGACAAAUUUGACACUAGUGGAAGCUUGUGCAAAGGACCUUUUAGGUAUAUUGAAUUCCAUUCUAGAUACAAGUAAGAUUGAAGCUGGUAAAAUGCAGCUUGAAGAAGAAGAAUUCAACUUGGAACAACUUCUAGAAGAUGUGGUUGAUUUGUAUGAUCCUGUCGGGAUGAAAAAGGGGAUAGAUGUGGUUUUGGAUACCAAUGAUAUCUCUGUUACUAAGAAUUUUUCUCGUGUAAGAGGUGAUCAUGGAAGAUUGAAGCAGAUUUUGUGCAACUUAUUAAGUAAUGCUGUCAAAUAUACUUCAGACGGGCAUGUAACAGUUCGUGCAUGGGCAAGAAAACCAAGUUUUGAGAAUGGAAUACUUGCUUCUAAUCGUAAUAAUUGGAUGAGCAGUUUAUCAUGCUUGUUUUUUCUGAUUGACAAAUCACACAGUCAGUCGGGAGUGGUGAAUACCAUUCAACAAGAUCUAAAUUGUAUGGAAUAUAUAUUUGAGGUGAAUGAUACAGGGAAAGGGAUUCCAAAAGAGAAGCAAAAGUCUGUUUUUGAAAACUAUAUUCAAUUCAAAGAGACAGCUCUCGGACAAGAAGGAACUAGUUUAGGACUUGGCAUUGUUCAGUCUCUGGUUCGUCUAAUGGGAGGUGAAAUCAGGAUUGUGGACAAGGAAACUGGGGAAAGGGGAACUUGUUUCAGGUUCAACGCCUUCCUUAGCACUUGUACUGAGGUUGGCAUGUCUGGUAACGCACGAGAUGAUGAUAUUGAAGUUCAAGGUGGUUUCCUAUCUAGUGACUCUUAUCAGUAUUCGGGGUCUAUCAAUCAAAUUAAUAGCCCUAAGGUAGAAGUAUCUCAAGUCGUAAUAUUUAUCCAGAGCACCGAAAGGAGUAGAGUCAUACAAAAGUUCAUGGCACGGCAGGGGAUAAAAACAUAUACAGUCAAGCACCACGAACAACUUUCUGAGACUCUCAAGAGAAUCAAACAGAAAUUAAACUUUUCACACCAAAGCUCUUCAGGUAAAUCUGAUAUUAAUUCAUUAAGGGCAUCUAGUACUCGAUCAAAGGAUGAUAGUACUAUAAGUUUUUCCAGCUUCAUUUUGAUUGCGAUCGAUACAGGUGCCGGGCCAUUUCGUGAUAUCAGUAGGGCUAUGGCUGAAUUCAGAAGGGACCUAAGCAACAAUUGUUGUAGUAGAGUAGUUUGGUUAGAUAAACCAGGCACCAAUUGCAUUAAUUUCCAUGGCCUUGACAAGGAUAAGCUACCUGAAAUGGAUUUAAUCAUAUCAAAGCCACUCCAUGGCUCUCGUUUAAAACAAACUAUAGGACUUUUACCGGGGUUUGGUGGCACAAUAAAGGGCAUGACACUGAGAAGAGGAGAAAACCCAUACAAUUCUGAUAAGUUUCUGCCUGAAUACAGCACUUCUGCUGCAGCCAAUAAGACGCACACAAGGCAAAUUGCUGGAAAAUCGUCCUCAGAAAAUAAUCUUAGCCAGAAUGGAGAGGAACUUGAUGUCCCAAAAAAAUUGUAUCUAGGUCCAAGACUCCCAGCCGAGUUUGCACGAAAAGGGGAUAAUACAUACAAUGCCAAAAAUAUUCUAUCUCGACAAAUUCAUCAUGAAUCUCGAACUUCAGCUACAGCUGAUAUGAGUCAGAAUAGGGCUAUGACAGAUAAAUUAUCUCGGGAGUGUCUUCCAUUACAAAAGGGCGAGGAAGUGAGCAGUAAAAAGUUAUUGACAGGGAAAAAAAUCUUGGUGGCAGAUGAUGAUCCCAUCGGGCGUAAAAUAGCAACAGCUUUUGCUUCCCAGCUAGGUGCAAACACUUUUUCAUGUGUAAAUGGGGAACAAGCUCUUGAAGUCGUAUACAAAGGUCUCAUGGAUCAACACAUAACUGGUGCUUCCAAGAUUUCACCACCUUUUGAUUAUAUCCUGAUGGAUUGUGAGAAGCAACAAGGCGCAUCAGAGAAGCAGAAAGCCGUAUACAAAGGUCUCAUGGAUCAACACAUAACUGGUGCUUCCAAGAUUUCACUACCUUUUGAUUAUAUCCUAAUGGAUUGUGAGAUGCCAUUGAUGGACGGGAUAGAAGCAACAAGGCGCAUCAGAGAAGUAGAAGGAAAUUAUGGUGUCCACACACGAAUCAUUGCACUAACUGCACAUGAAAGAGGAGAAGUAGAGAUAAACAAGAUGGUUGAGGCUGGAGUAGAUGCUUUUUUAACCAAACCGCUCAACAAAGAAAAUCUUUUGAAACUCUUGUUUUCUCCUUACCAUAUUAAUUAG
This is a messenger RNA of Olea europaea var. sylvestris, 3357 nucleotides long. Its product is annotated as histidine kinase CKI1-like. The record is from RefSeq and is a predicted model, not a curated record. NCBI's taxonomy places the organism in Eukaryota, Viridiplantae, Streptophyta, Magnoliopsida, Lamiales, Oleaceae. The annotation marks the transcript as partial. Gene Ontology annotation, molecular function: transferase activity, transferring phosphorus-containing groups. Gene Ontology annotation, cellular component: nucleus. Gene Ontology annotation, biological process: phosphorelay signal transduction system; phosphorylation. The transcript is spliced from 8 exons.